Molecule: messenger RNA, 195 nt
Organism: Sclerotinia sclerotiorum 1980 UF-70
Lineage: Eukaryota; Fungi; Ascomycota; Leotiomycetes; Helotiales; Sclerotiniaceae
Exons: 1
Coding region: 1-195 (64 amino acids)
Source: RefSeq, a predicted model, not a curated record
AUGCCUCCGUCAAGCCUCGAAAAGACCGCUACUUCACUCAAAAUCCUACCACUUAGUCUGGAGCAUGCAGCAGAGGCCCCUGGAACAUUCAAGGAGUACAUGGCAUCCAUGCAUGGCAAACAGGCGGUUCUCGAUAAUCCAAACCUCGUUUCUCCUUUCGAGCCCAAGACCCUCGCGACUCAUCCGUUUUCAUGA